GCCGGUUACAUCACUGUCCAGGAGCUGUGGGGUUCCGUCAAUGCGCUUGCGUAGAGAACGGCAGGCAGACUGUAAUCCCAGCGGAUUCAGUCGGGGAGGUGGGAGAGCGGAAUGGACUGGUGGUGUGUAACGUUACACCAGCAAAAAAUAGGAGAAGGUUACAAUUGUGAUUUAGUUUCACCCUUUUAAAUCAAACAUAACUACUCGUUUAUAUGGGUCAACUUCUGAAAGUCGGACGCAACCGUUUGCUGGCUGCAUUUAAUAAGGACUGAAAACUUGGGAUUUGAUGGAAACUAAAAUACGCUCCCCUCUCUCGCUAGCUUGCUAACAGACUAGGUAGCGAUUGCCACUUAAACAUGAACAUGGAUGACGGGAAAAUGAUUUCUUUGUGGACCUUGAACUAAUUUUUCGGAUUUUCUACAUUGUCAAUUAGCUGUAAAACUUAGCAAAUGUUUGGUUACGCUGCCCUGAUUUAUUUAAUUAUAGAUCGUUUUGCUGUUGGUAACUAGCGAGUAGUUUGUGAGUGUGGUAACUGUGAGUAGCUAGCUCCAGCUCACUUGGUGCUUAACUAAACGGGAUUAGGCUAAUCAGUUAGCUACCACAGAUAGCCAUAUUUUAGCAAGUAACUUCGCUACAUUAGCUCAUACCAGGGAAACGAUCCUUGGACUCGGCAUUGACGUUAUUCAGUGUUCUAGCACUAAAUUAAUCUGGUAAAACACAACCAAAAAUAGUUUAUUAGCUGGCUACAAUUGCUAUUAUUUUUACAUUGUCUGAAUGACUGGAUUCAACCUACGUUGACUGCGCUGGAAGUUUACGGUCUACUGUAGCCUAAGAUGAACCGACUGUGGAGGCGUGACGUACCCCUCGCAGAGCGCCACGGAAACAACUCCCCCGCCGGACUGGCCCCGGCCGCCCCCUCCACCAUGGCCCCCGCGGGGCCCAACAUCUCCUGGCUGCCGGAGGCCCCCGCGCUGGGCUCGGACCAGCCCUUCUUCCUCAUGACCACCACCGCGCAGGCCGUGUCCGGCUUUUUCGUCUGGACCGCCCUGCUGCUCACCUGCCACCAGAUCUACAUGCACCUGAGGUACUACAGCGCGCCGAACGAGCAGAGGCACAUCGUGAGGAUCCUCUUCAUCGUGCCGAUCUACGCCUUCGACUCCUGGCUCAGCCUGCUCUUCUUCACCAACGACCAGUACUACGUCUACUUCGACACGGUGCGGGACUGCUACGAGGCGUUUGUGAUCUACAACUUCCUGAGCCUGUGCUACGAGUACCUGGGAGGGGAGAGCGCCAUCAUGUCUGAGAUCAGAGGGAAGCCCAUUGAGUCCAGCUGUGUGUACGGAACAUGCUGCCUCUGGGGAAGGACCUACUCCAUCGGCUUCCUCAGGUUCUGCAAGCAGGCAACGCUGCAGUUCUGCGUGGUGAAGCCCCUGAUGGCCAUGGUCACCGUCAUCCUGCAGGCCUUCGGAAAGUACCGGGACGGCGACUUCAACGUGGCCAGCGGGUACCUGUACGUCACCAUCGUGUACAACAUCUCGGUCAGCCUCUCCCUCUACGCGCUCUUCCUCUUCUACUUCGCCACCCGCCAGCUGCUCGUGCCCUACAGCCCCGUGCUCAAGUUCUUCAUGGUCAAGUCCGUCAUCUUCCUCUCCUUCUGGCAGGGCAUGCUGCUGGCCAUCCUGGAGAAGUGCGGGGCCAUCCCCAAGAUCAGCUCUGUGGAAGUGACCGUGGGAGAGGGCACCGUCGCCGCGGGCUACCAGAACUUCAUCAUCUGCGUGGAGAUGUUCUUCGCCGCCCUGGCCCUCCGCCACGCCUUCACCUAUAAGGUGUACAUGGACAAGAGGCUGGACUCCCAGGACCCAGUUCCAACAUACGGACAGUACGGCCGCUGUGCCCCCAUGAAGAGCAUCUCCAGCAGCCUGAAGGAGACCAUGAACCCGGGGGACAUGGUCCAGGACGCCAUCCACAACUUCUCCCCGGCCUACCAGCAGUACACGCAGCAGUCCACCCUGGAGCAGCGCUCAGGCCCCCCCGUGUCCCGCAGCCACAGCACCGCCAGCGCCCGCGACAACGAGAAGACCCUGCUGCUCAGCUCCGACGACGAGUUCUGAGCGUCGGCCAGGACGCGCUCGCACAGGACCACCGCGCGUCACAACCGCACACCACACCGAUACUCGCAACCGCACACCACACCGAUACUCACAACCGCACACCACACCGAUACUCACAACCGCACACCGAUACUCACAACCGCACACCACACCGAUACUCACAACCACACACCACACCGAUACUCGCAACCGCACACCACACCGAUACUCACAACCACACACCACACCGAUACUCACAACCACACACCACACCGAUACUCACAACCGCACACCACACCGAUACUCACAAUCAGAACACAAACGCAGGCCGGGGACAAGGCAGUACAGGACCAGGAGGUAGAUCGGGCGCACACACACGCAAACACACACACUCACAAUGGAGGCACAGUGCUGUGUGCUUCUUUACUCUUUCUUCAGUCACACUGAACUACACACACACGCCUGGGAAGCAACUCUUUAGGGACUCAACAUGGUAUGCUUUGUAGAGGUGCCACAGUAAAAAAACAAAAAAAACUGCGACGCUUCACAAAUGUAUAUGUACGCACAUGCAUAUGCCCACACGCGCACACACACACACACGCAAACAUAAAAUAAAGUAUGUGUCUUAGCAUAUACACAUACAGAGGAUCAGACCAAAACCCACUCUUAGGGCAAUAUGGACAUAUGAUGUCAUGAAAUAUGACGUAAAGGCCAAAGGCAGGGAUUAAUGACACUCCACCACUCCAUUCCCAUCAGGCCGAGCUCCUCCCCAAAUAGAUGCCAAAUAGAAUAGGAGUCUCUCAAAGUUGGGAUCUUCAUAUUUACAGCUUUCCUGUCCUUUUAUUUUUUUCAUUUAUUUAUUAUCUUCGGGAUUGGGUGUCUGCUUACGUGUCAUGCAUCUUCGCUUGGAAUUGUAUUAAGUGUGAUCUUUGUAUUUUGAGUUGAAAGUCCAGCCUGAGUUCCUCCUCACAUAGCCAGUGGUUCCUCUCCACAGAGCGGUCCUGCUCGCUCCUGCUCUCACAGAGCCGCUGGCUUCUGCUGCUCUUUGACGCUCACGUGACCCGUUAGCCGCAGGGCCCGUUAGCAGCAGGGCCCGUUAGCCGCAGGGCCCGUUAGCCGCAGGGCCCGUUAGCCGCAGGGCCCGUUAGCCGCAGGGCCCGUUAGCCGCAGGGCCAUUAGCAGCAGGGCCCGUUAGCCGCGGGACCCGUUAGCAGCAGAGCCCGUUAGCCGCAGGGCCCGUUAGCAGUAGGGCCAUUAGCAGCAGGGCCCGUUAGCCGCGGGACCCGUUAGCCGCAGGGCCCGUUAGCCGCAGGGCCCGUUUGCAGCAGCGCGGCGGUAGAUUUCUCAGGACACACGAGCGCGCGCAGGGCUGUAAGGGACGGAGGUUACAGACGGAGAGAUGUGGGCUCCUGACAUGGCAGGGCAGCCCUAAGAAGGUGGGGUUAUAAUGGCAUGAUUGGGGCAUUAUGUGCGUGCCGCAGGUUAAGCAGGCUUUUGCCAGCAUGGAAGACUCUAGACCAGUGGUAACCAACCCUGUUCCUGGAGAUCUACCAUCCUGUAGGUUUUUAUUUCAACCCUAAUUUGGCACACCUGAUUCUAAUAAUUAGCAGCUCAAUCCAGAUCUUUAGCUGUUGAAGGAAGUGUGUUUUGUUUGGGGAGGAGGGAAAAUCUCCAGGAACAGGGUCAGUUCCCACUGCUCGUGACCAUUUCAGUUAGUAGGCAAUAUAGGUUAAACUCAUGCAAACUGUGCAGGCUUAUAGCAGGAAUAUAGGUGUAGGGCUUAACUGCACGAGCAGUUUCUGUAUAAAACCUAUCGUUACAAUUAUUUGCAAGCAUAUUUACUGUAGAACAAGCCAUGGUUACACGUGUGUGUCCACAUGAUCAUACAAGACAACACAUUUUAUUUAUCCAAACUGCUGCUUCUGGUUUUCUGCAGAGAUAUUGCAGUGCCCACUAGAGGGCAGCGAUGAUAUUUGAUUUUGAUUGGCAGUAUGCGCUUGCAUAGAGACCCCUACUGUUCCCAGUUAGAAGUGCGAGUAUAUAUAUUUUUGAAGUUAUUUCUUAAUUCUCUACUCACCCCAUGAUCAAGUAUCAGGUACAGUUUCUCUUAAAGGUUUUCUGUCGGUUUAAGGGGAUGUCGCUGUGACAGCAGAACCCACACGCUGACCACAGACGACAGGCAGCUACCAAGUGCAGCGUUUACAUUUUGUGCGACAUUCAGACAUGCUGCCAUUGAUUACGCACCUGUGAGAGAGCUUUACUGUGUACUGGGGUUCUGUGUGCUACAUCACACACCUGUGGAUGAAGGCUUUUAUUGGCUGUUCAGUUCUGGGUCAGGGAAUCGCCCAAAAACCACAGACACAAGACCUUCCAGAUACCUGCACGCUUCCCCCUGGGUCACUUCUGUGUAUAUAUGAUCUAUAUAUUGAGGCCAGUAUAAAUAUAUCCAGUACGUUAUUGUAGUGGGAACUGAGGGAAAUUAAUGAUGCUUUCUGGCACUUACCUUUUUAAGCGACAAAAGAGAAUAUCCUUAAAUAGAUCUUUAUUCCACCCCAGCAGCCGAGAGGAUUGGGAAAAGAACAGUAAUUCUUCACAUCCUGUAAACGUCAGGUCUAUCUCCCAGUACAUGGCCUUUUAUACAUACUCACACGCACACACACGCAUGUAUAUGUAUUGCUGAAGAGUUAGGAAGUUGUAAAUAAGGGUUCAAAAGGAAAUACUGGAGUAAAAUGAACGGUAUAUGAUGUAAUGCUCAGAGAAAGCAAAUGCUUAGUUUUGUACCAUUGUUCAAUACUGGCUUUUAUUUUAUUUUUCUCUAGCUCUUUGUAUAUUGAAACAGCUUCACAGAUUCUGCUUUUAUUUUUGUCUUUGUGAUGUCCAAAUAAGGAAAAGGAUAAAGAAAAGCCAAGACAAAUAAAUAUUUAGUUUUGUCCUUAA
Anguilla rostrata (American eel) is the source of this 5027-nucleotide messenger RNA. RefSeq names its product transmembrane protein 184ba (gene tmem184ba). The transcript is spliced from 10 exons. Gene Ontology annotation, biological process: transport. Bases 834 to 2111 code for a protein of 425 amino acids. Gene Ontology annotation, cellular component: membrane. Lineage: Eukaryota; Metazoa; Chordata; Actinopteri; Anguilliformes; Anguillidae. The record is from RefSeq and is a predicted model, not a curated record. Gene Ontology annotation, molecular function: transporter activity.